Aureobasidium melanogenum CBS 110374 is the source of this 468-nucleotide messenger RNA. RefSeq lists its product as uncharacterized. NCBI's taxonomy places the organism in Eukaryota, Fungi, Ascomycota, Dothideomycetes, Dothideales, Saccotheciaceae. The record is from RefSeq and is a predicted model, not a curated record. The transcript has a single exon. Bases 1 to 468 code for a protein of 155 amino acids.
AUGACCAUACCUACAUCUGCUCUUGCACAGAAGUGCUUCUGUUCAGUCUGCAUCUCGGUACAAUGGCCACAAGGUGUUGUUGCCUUCUGGGCACAAGUACAUCCAAGGAAACGCUUCAGGAGAUCACGCCCUCAUCAGGUCAUUUACCCCUCACCAAACCCUGCGAUUAUACCCAGACCUGCUUUGUCGCUUUCUCGUCGCCUGAAUGAAGUUGUUAUUCAUACCCGUGGCACACCCCCCAUCAACACCAUUCCCGAAUCUCUAGUGGCAUCCCGGCAAAAUGGUCUUGCUGCUCGUGUCGCCAACUCUGCUGCCUCCACAAGAAGCAACCAAGUCCCUUUUACACUCGGUCAAGCCCAUGCCUUGACCCCUGCCGAACGCAGCCUCGAACGCGUUCGUGCUGGUUUAGCUCGUUAUCGCACAUCUACUAUUCUCACUCUCUCUGGACAGAUCUCUAGAUCUGAUUGA